CAUUAAUGUGCUGAGGGGCAGCUUACCGCAACAUAAGAAAAGCCGUAUCACACACGCCACGACGUCACUUGGCGGGCGGAUAUUAGUCUGUCCUCAUCUUAGACUCUCUGCUCAUCUCAAUCAGUGUGCAUGCUUGGUCUUCCUGGUUCUGAUAGCGCCGCGCACGCAGAGCCAGCCAUGCAAGCGACUCGGACACCCACUAUCAGUGUGUUUACCGAAUGCAGCAUCCCAGCAGGGCUGCGAAUAGGACCAGUCCUGGGCAUCUUCAAACUGGGAAAGUAUGUUUCGGACCGCAAGGAUGCUGGAGUCAAAAAGAAGAUUCGUCUGUUAAGAGGGGAGUUCGUAGACGAGUCUGGCAGUCCAGUUCCUGAUUGGAUCGGGUUAAUACGCGCAGCCAGAAACAGUCAAGAACAAAACCUCGAGGCAGUCUCCGAUUUACCUGGAGGACAGAUUUUCUAUCGAGUGCCGAGAGAAAUUCAGCCUGGGGAAGAAUUGUGUGUUUGGUACUCCAGCGCACUGGCACAAUGGUUUGACAUUCCUACGACCGCAACUCCGACGCAUGACGAAAAAGGUGAGGAGCGCUACAUUUGCUGGUAUUGCUGGAGAAUAUUUAAAUACCCUAACACCCUGAAAGCUCACGUGCAUUUCCACUGUGCAUUAAGCAACGGCAAAAGCUUUAUGAGCAACGAGCAAGCGAGAGGCACAGACAACUUCAACAGGUCUCCAAAAUCUGGGGAUAUCCCUAAUACUUCGUCUUCUCCAAGGAAUGGCCACAGCACCUUGAUGUCAGAUUCUGCAAAACGGACAGUGUCAACCUCACCCUUCGCUCACAAAGCGGGACUACCGAAAAAAAGGUCAGAGGAGCAGGACAGAGCCCUUGACAUGAGUGUGACCUCGGCCCGGAACCCAGGACACAUCGUGGGUCUCGGUGGGACAUCCUCUGUACUUAACAGUAUGGGCUUUCAUCCCGGGGUUCGUUCUGCUUUUAAACCAAUGGGACUUUCAAAGAUCUCCUCGGCUGAAGUGGCAAGAGAUGAGCCUCAUGGGAAAUCAAACAGCAUCGGUUUCAGUAAACUGUUAGGAAGCAUCAAGUCAGUGCGUUCCCUAAAUGAACCUUUACCCAAUGUGCAUCCCUCAAAGUGCGCGCAUCCUAUUGAGACCACACCGCCUGUGAUUCCUUGCACAAACACUAUCCGUGGGUUUCCUUUGCUGCCACAUUAUGAGGAGACCUCUGCUUUCAAACAUGUAGACAGUCGCAUGCACUCUGCGCUGUCCCCUUCAAGAUACUCGCAACUACCGAGCUCGUUUCAUUUUGAGAGGUUCCCUUUGCCACAGUUUGAUGGGGGGAAAUCAUACAAUGGUGACUGCAACAUACCCCUCAUGCCAUUCACUGUUUACAAUGGAGAGCUCCUUUAUAGCUCGCCAUACUAUCCUCUAAAAUUUCACUUUGGCAACCUGCUUAAAUAUCCAGAGACCGUUUCCUAUUUUGGUGCACCUGCUCUUAAUCCAGAUCUCAAUUCAAUAACGAACAUCGACAGAGAAAUAGCAAUGCACACGCAACAGUUGUCAGAAAUUUCCGUAGAGAAAAACCGUUCAAGGUUGGAGUCCAUUCCCGCAUCUAACCCAAGCUCAGGCAAACCUAAAAAGGGACAUUUGUGUCUUUACUGUGGCAAACUAUACUCUCGAAAAUACGGACUGAAAAUUCACAUGAGGACUCAUACAGGUUACAAACCUCUCAAAUGUAAAGUCUGUUUUAGGCCCUUUGGUGAUCCCAGCAAUCUCAACAAACACAUCCGACUGCACGCGGAAGGAAACACUCCAUACAGGUGCGAGUUCUGCGGGAAGGUGCUGGUGCGCAGGCGCGAUUUGGAGAGGCACGUCAAAUCAAGGCAUCCAGGUCAAUCUAUAAAAAAAUCCGAUGACAAGAUGGAAGAUGUCUUUGAAGAUGGUGAACAAAAAAGCGACAAUGACAGCGACGUCGACGUUUGUUUUACAGAUGAUCAGAGCGACCAGGAAUCGAGUAAAAACAACGAUUAAUGGACUAAUUAAAUUUAAAUAGAUUUAGCUCUUAUACGUAGAUAAUUUAUGCAUGUACAUAAUGAUUGUGAAAUUAGUUAAAAUUGUUUAAUUUAUAAUUUUAUUAAAAGAAGAAGAAGCAAGAAAAGAAGCAGAAAAGCAACAAAUGGUAAAUUAAAUUCCAUUAAAUUAAAUAUGAAUUCUGAUAAGGAGACACUUAUACAUUUAUUUCCAUAAUGUAAUCGUUUAUUGGAUUUCAGCACCCCCAUUGUGAAGCUGCACUUUAUAAAGACAGGUAAUGGCAUUAAAUACGGUAUAUACAACUCUGCUUCAUUUAUUUAUACGUUGUCUGACUAUUCCUAUAAAACAAAUUCUCACUUUUUAUUGCCAAAAGCAUUAAACUCAUUUUGUAAAAAUGUGCAAAAAAAGCGGGCACCUAUCAUCAAUAAAUAUGGUGUUUCAAAAAU
This is a messenger RNA of Paramisgurnus dabryanus, 2483 nucleotides long. RefSeq names its product PR domain containing 13 (gene prdm13). The record is from RefSeq and is a predicted model, not a curated record. Gene Ontology annotation, cellular component: nucleus. Lineage: Eukaryota; Metazoa; Chordata; Actinopteri; Cypriniformes; Cobitidae. Gene Ontology annotation, molecular function: protein binding. Gene Ontology annotation, biological process: regulation of gene expression.